CCUUAUUGUCCCAGGUCUUGGCCUCACGGUUCUUGUUCCCUAUCUUUGUCUAGGGAUGCAAUGUCGGAUGCUUUACCGAACAUUGAACAUAUCCUUCCUAACGAAACACUUUCCGCCAUCUUCGAGAUUCUUCCCCUUCCCUUCCUUGCUGACAUUUCACGCGUUUCUCGCCACUUCAACGCAGUGGCCGAACGCGUCUUAUACUCUACCAUCUAUGUUCGAGACAUUAUCUCCGCCGCGGACUCCCACCCUUGGCGUACAAUGAGAUGUUGUGAUUCUCUCCUUCAGCGUCCUCAUCUUCUCGAAUCGAUACGGAUAUUUCAUAUCCGUUGGCAUACCACAGAAAGAACGCCGUUAUCUACCCUGGACCUCGAAACAGCUUCAAUCAAAUUGUCGGUCACUCUUCGAACCCUCCAUUUUCUUGAUUCUCUCGAAUUAUCUCUCGGUCCUGCGAACAUGGCCGCAGCAGACUACGCCCAUCUUCACCCAAUUGAGCGGAUAAUCCGCGGAUGCUACUUCCCACACCUCCGGAGCUGUUCCUUCGGUGCAGAUUGGGCUAAGGGGGUCCAAUCAUAUUCCACAAUCUUAGACUCGUUUCUAUCGUCCGUACCCUUACUACGGCAUCUGAAACUCUCAGAUCACCACGGGGCCUUAAAUUUACGGUCUGACGCCCUUCCCAACUUAUCAUCUUUCCGCGGUUCCACCGACACUGCAGCUUACAUCCUGCCGGGUAGACCUAUCCAGAGUCUUUCACUCGUAGGUCAGGAUUCUGAUGUCACUCGGGACAAUCUCCCGCGAUUCACGCUCGCUACCACACCAUUGCGGUUUCUGGAUUUAUCGGCCAUGUCCGUGAGACCCAUUCUUCUCCGUAACAUAGCUACCUACCUCCCUAUGGUAGAGGUUAUACGGAUAAGACUCACUCUGCGUCACACACUCCAUUAUGCGCUCUCCGGUAUCAGGCUCUUAACCGGAUUAUCGCCCGUCUUGCAUGCGUUUAGUCAUUUGACUUUGCUAGACCUGUCGCCCACCGUGGUGGCCGGGUUACCCCAAUCCAACGGCGACGAAGAAUUAGCGCUGUGCAGGGAGUGGAGGCGUGCUUGCCCUACCUUGCGGCGCAUCGUCUUUCCCUCCCAGAUGGAAUGGGACAUUGGGCAUGAUGGCGUCUGGAGACCCGCCAGCUAGACUUAAAAGACUAUGCUGCCAUGAUUAGCAGGCUUCUUCGAUUGCGCUUUCGGCACCCUUUCACUGUACCAUCAUUUCGAAAUUUCGGGGAAAUAUUAUCAUCGACGUGUACUUGUAUGUGUAUGACAAUCAAUAUAGCACUUGCGUACCAAGGCGG
This is a messenger RNA of Desarmillaria tabescens, 1339 nucleotides long. RefSeq lists its product as uncharacterized. Gene Ontology annotation, molecular function: protein binding. NCBI's taxonomy places the organism in Eukaryota, Fungi, Basidiomycota, Agaricomycetes, Agaricales, Physalacriaceae. The transcript has 2 exons. The record is from RefSeq and is a predicted model, not a curated record. The coding region runs from base 61 to 1182 and encodes 373 amino acids.